Messenger RNA from Syzygium oleosum, 1804 nucleotides. Its product is annotated as aspartyl protease family protein 2. The transcript has a single exon. Gene Ontology annotation, biological process: proteolysis. Bases 145 to 1641 code for a protein of 498 amino acids. Gene Ontology annotation, molecular function: aspartic-type endopeptidase activity. The record is from RefSeq and is a predicted model, not a curated record. NCBI's taxonomy places the organism in Eukaryota, Viridiplantae, Streptophyta, Magnoliopsida, Myrtales, Myrtaceae.
CAAUCCGCGCGUCGGUCCAGGACUGAAGAGAGCCCGCUUUUCGAUCCUUCUGCCAUCCUCCAUUAUUUAUUACUCUCCCCUCCGCUCUUUCUUCAGCAGCACAGCUCCUCCUCCCUUCCUCGCCGAUCCUCCGCGAAAGCGAAGAUGACAGCAAUGGAAGGAGGGAAGAAGACCCUCCAUCUCCUCCUCCUUCUCUUCCUCGUCUCCUUCUUCAACUUCCAGCUUCCUGCUGCUCUCUCCGCUCCCGCCGCCCUGCAGCUCCAGACCCAGUCCCUCGCGCUCCGCCCUCUCCCGUCGCCGCCCGCCGUCGCCUCGUGGCCCGAGUCCGAAGCCGCCGCCGCCGCCGCCGUCCUCGAGUCCGAGUCCGAAACUUCCUCCUCCGCCGCCACCACUCUCUCCAUGGAGCUGCAGCACAUCGACGCCCUGUCCUUCAACCUCACCCCGCAAGCCCUCUUCCACCUCCGCCUCCAGAGGGACGCCUCUCGCGUCCAGUCCAUCUCCGAGUUCGCCGCCGCCGCCGCCGCCGCCGCCCCCGGCGGCAACGUCAGCAGACCUCGCAUGGGGUUCAGCAGCUCCGUCGUGUCCGGGCUCGCGCAGGGGAGCGGCGAGUACUUCACCCGGCUCGGCGUCGGCACCCCUCCCCGGUACGUCUACAUGGUCCUGGACACCGGCAGCGACGUCGUCUGGGUCCAGUGCGCCCCCUGCCGGAGAUGCUACUCCCAGACCGACCCGGUCUUCGACCCCUCCAAGUCCACCUCCUUCGCCGCCAUCUCCUGCUCCUCCCCGCUCUGCCGCCGCCUCGACUCCCCCGGCUGCAACCAGCGCCGCAGGUGCCAGUACCAGGUCUCCUACGGCGACGGCUCCUUCACCCUCGGCGAGUUCUCCACCGAGACCCUCACCUUCCGCCGCACCCGGGUCGGCCGCGUCGCCAUCGGCUGCGGCCACGACAACGAGGGCCUCUUCAUCGGCGCCGCCGGGCUCCUGGGCCUCGGCCGCGGGACGCUCUCCUUCCCGUCGCAGGCCGGCCGCCGGUUCAACAACAAGUUCUCAUACUGCCUGGUGGACCGGUCCGCCUCCACCAGGCCGUCCUCGGUCAUCUUCGGCGACGCCGCCCUGUCCCGACCCGCCCGGUUCACCCCGCUGCUGAAAAACCCUAAGCUCGACACGUUCUACUACGUGGAGCUCCUGGGGAUCAGCGUCGGCGGCACGCGCGUCCCCGGCAUCACGGCCUCCCUCUUCAAGCUGGACCCCGCGGGCAACGGCGGGGUCAUCGUCGACUCGGGCACGUCCGUGACCCGCCUGACCCGGCCGGCGUACGUCGCCCUCCGGGACGCGUUCCGGGCCGGGGCGUCGACCCUGAAGCGGGGCCCGGACUUCUCCCUCUUCGACACGUGCUACGACCUGUCGGGGAGGACGGAGGUGAAGGUGCCGACGGUGGUGCUGCACUUCCGGGGCGCCGACGUGUCCCUCCCGGCGUCGAACUACCUGAUCCCGGUGGACAGCAAGGGGACCUUCUGCUUCGCGUUCGCGGGCACCAUGAGCGGGCUCUCCAUCGUCGGGAACAUCCAGCAGCAGGGGUUCCGGGUCGUGUUCGACCUUGCGGGUUCCCGGGUCGGGUUCUCUCCACGUGGGUGCGCCUGAGCGCCCGUGUAACCAUGUGCGGGAGUUGGCGGUAGCCGUGGGACCCACCCGUCCUUUUUUUUUUUUCUUUUUUUCCUUUUUUUGCCUUUAUCUUUUUCCGAAAGGCGGAAAUGUCUGUUGGAAUUUAGCAGGAACAGGACGCUGGAAAGUUUUUUUUCCUCUU